Molecule: messenger RNA, 3921 nt
Organism: Tachysurus vachellii
Lineage: Eukaryota; Metazoa; Chordata; Actinopteri; Siluriformes; Bagridae
Product: interferon-induced GTP-binding protein Mx2-like
Exons: 15
Coding region: 217-2115 (632 amino acids)
Biological process (GO): defense response to virus
Cellular component (GO): cytoplasm; membrane; microtubule
Molecular function (GO): GTP binding; GTPase activity; microtubule binding
Source: RefSeq, a predicted model, not a curated record
AGUCACUGAAGAACGGAUCACCGUCGCCGAUGUCCUAUGAAUUCUUCCUUUCAAGACGAAGUCAGUCGUAAUUACUUAGUAAUUAGUUUAAACUUCCCUAAUGGUCGUACAAAAUGCAAAACGUCGCUUAGCCACACGUUAACUGGAGCCACUUGAAUCACUUUUGGUUUAUUCACAUCCCUUCCCUUGUGACAUUAAGUUGAUCUUCUCGGCCAGAUGAUGGAGAGUGAACAAAGUAGUUAUGAAGACAUUGCUCAUGAUGGUCAGAACAGUAAGCCAAUGGAAGGAGUUUUCCACAGCCAUUUAAAGGAGAGAGUUCGUCCUUAUAUUGAUGUGAUUGACUCUUUGAGGCUGAUUGGCAUUGAAGAAGAUUUGGCUUUGCCAACUAUUGCUGUAAUUGGAGAUCAGAGUUCUGGAAAAAGCUCUGUGUUGGAAGUACUAUCUGGGGUAGCAUUGCCCAGAGGGAGUGGUAUUGUGACAAGAUGUCCACUGGAGCUGAAGCUGAGGAAGGUAAAAUUUGGUGUUCAAUGGAAAGCUGUAAUAUCUUACAGAGAUAAGUGUGAUAAAUUCACUGACCCAUCAGAGGUUGAGGGUUACGUUAAGCAAGCCCAGAAUGAUCUGGCUGGAGACGGAGUUGGAAUUUGUGAUGAACUCAUCACUUUGGAGAUCACGGCCCCUGAUGUAUGUGACCUCACACUGAUCGAUCUCCCUGGGAUUGCCCGAGUUCCUAUAAAAGAUCAGCCUGAAGACAUUGGACAUCAGAUCAAAAAACUCAUUCUGAGCUAUAUAGAGAAGGAUCAAACUAUAAAUUUGGUCGUGGUCCCAUGUAACGUUGACAUAGCAACAACAGAAGCUCUGAAAAUGGCACAGGAAGUGGAUCCUGAAGGAAAAAGGACUCUGGCAAUUCUUACAAAGCCAGACCUUAUAGACAAGGGAACAGAAAAGAACAUCAUGGAUAUAAUCCGAAAUCAGGUCAUUCCCUUAAGCAAAGGCUAUAUCAUUGUUAAAUGUCGUAGCCAAAAGCAAAUUGAUGAUAAGAUCUCUCUGACUGAGGCCACUCGAGUAGAGAGGGAAUUCUUCAGACGUCAUGAAUACUUCAGUUGCCUGUUGAGUGAGGAGAAAGCAACUAUUCAGUGUCUUGCUACCAAACUGACUCAAGACCUGGUUGAUCACAUCAAACAAUCAUUACCACUGAUCUCAGAGGAGCUCAAGAAGCAGCUGUGGAGCUGUAGAAAGGAGCUGAGUCAGUGUGAAGCUGGACCACCACUGGAUCCACAGAAGAGGAAGACCUUCUUUAUUGUGACCUUGACGAAAUUUAAUGAUAAGAUCAACCGAUUGACAAGUGGGGAAGUGAUCAACAAUGAUAACAUGUUUGCGAAUCUUCGGUCUGAAUUCAGAAAGUGGAAAGAGCAUCUUGACAACACAAAGGCAUCAUUUCACAAAACGGUCCAGGAAGUGGUGAAUGAAUAUAACGUGAAACACAGAGGACGAGAGUUGCCCGGCUUCAGUGACUACAAGUUGUUUGAGAUGGUGGUGCAGAAUCUUGUGAUCCAGCUUACAGGACCAGCCAUUGACACACUCAGGGUCAUCAGAGAAACCAUUCAGCAACAGUUUUCAGAUGUGUCCAAAACCUGCUUUCUCCACUACCCUUACCUCCAUUCUGUUGCAGUGAACAAGAUAGGCAACAUUCAGUCAAAGCAGGAAGCCAAGGUGAAGACGAGGCUCAUGGAGCAGUUUGAGAUGGAGCAACUGGUCUACACUCAAGAUGGCAUCUAUUUCAAAACCUUGAAUGAGAUACACUUGCCUGAGGAACAGAAAGCUUCAGAAGAAAACUUUGCUGGAUUUGAUAGCAGAAGCAAAUAUCCUGAAAUGCUGCAGGCUUAUUACGAGAUCGUGGUGCAGCGUUUGGCUGAUCAGGUGCCCAUGUUGAUCAGAUACUUCAUGCUGAAGGAAUCUGCUCAGCUGUUGUGCAGCGAGAUGUUGGGUUUAAUGGACGGUGCCAACGUGGCCGAUGUCUUGCGUGAAGAGUCGAAUAUCGGCAGACAUCGUAUUGAGCUGCAGAACCGUUUGGAACGUCUUACCGUUGCUCAAGGGAAACUCAGCAACUUUGUUUGAAGCUACAGGGCUGCUGUAGAUCAGGGUUUUACAUUUUUUUUAAAUUUUAGCACCCAAUUAACCUUUCAAUUAAUAAAUAUGAUUCUAAAUACUACAGAUCUGUUGGCUUGUAAACCCACUGAACGUCACCACUGAUUUUAAAGGAAUCCAAAUAUUAUAGCUGUUCUGAUAAUAACCAUAAAGAACUCGACAAAAUAGUUGAGUGCUCAUAAAUUCUUUCUGGCUUUUUCUUAUCCCUUAAAUGAUGUAUUUAUGUAUAAUAUAAAAUUAAACUUGGCAACAAGUACAACAUAGCAAUUCUAAUUCUAAUGGAUAUUGAAUCAGUACAGAAAAACAUAUAAUACAAAUUAUAAGAAAGACAUGAUUUAACUACAGUUAUUUCAAAUCAAUUUCAAAUCAAUAUUUGCUGUCAUUUUUUUAUGGUCAAGUCAAGUCAAGAAGCUUUUAUUGUCAUUGUCAUUUCAACCAUAUAUAGCUGUUGCAGUACACAGUGAAAUGAGACAACGUUUUGCCAGGAUCAUGGUGCUACAUAGAACAAAGACAGAGUUAUAAGGACUUAGUAAGUUAGUCCUAGAUACAUAAAGUGCAUCUGUGCAACCAGUGCAGGACAAGACAAACAAGACAGUGCAGGACAAAAGCCACUGCAAACAAAAAAUUACAAGUCAAUACACAAAAGACAAUAAACAGAAGCAGUGGAAAUAUUAUAUAUUCAACAAUAUUGCAUGUGCAGAAAUACUGGAAUGAACACAUUAGUAUUAUAGCAGCAGUUACCUGAGAUAUUGUAAAUGAUUGUGCAAAACAGCAAACGACUGAAAUGUGAGACAGCAUGUGCAAAGAGCAAAAAACAAUGUGCAAAAACAGCAUGUAAACAGUUUGAUAGAUAUAUAUUGGAAGUGUGUGUAUUUGUUGUAAGUUUGUGCAGUCCAUACAGAUGAUGUGUGUUGUUCUCAGUACAGAUCAGUAUUGAAUCCAGAGUGGCCGCUGCGUGCUACUGCCGAUACUGCUUUUGGGUGCAUUAUACAAAGGCAAUAUUAACAUACACUCAGUCAAAUGUAUGCAGUCUGAGGGUUUUUGGGUAUAAUGCAUGUUUUAUUGUAUUCAUGUCAAGCUUAUAAGAAGUUCAGGAGUUUAUAAGAGUUUAGGAAUUAUGAUAUGCAUGAUAACUUAUAGAAGAAAAUGUGGAAUACCAUCAUAUUUAGCCUAGGACUAUGAUGAAUUUAAUUGUAAAAUUUUGUGAAUUUUUCUGUAAAAAUGUCCAUUGUUAAAAGUGCUAUGCAAAUUAAAUUAAAUUGAAUUGAAAUGAAAAGACCAGAUUAUAGCUAUUAAAAAAUAAAUUUUCAAAAUUUAAGAUGAUACAAAUUUCAUUUUGCACCAGAAUAAUGGAAAGAGCAUAUGGAUAAAGAAAGUGUCACCCAAAUGAGGAUGAGGUUCCCUUCUGAACCUAUCAUAUUUAUCCUAGGACGAUGAUGAAUUUAAUUAUAAUUUUUAGUCUAUGUUUAUUUUCUGUAAAGCUGCUUUGAGAGAAUGUCCAUUGUUAAAUGUGAUAUAAAAAUAUAUUGAAUUGAAAUGAAAAGACCAGAGUAUGGCUAUCAAAAAAAGAAAAAAGAUACCAAAGAAAAUCCAAUAUUCUCAAAAUUUAAGAUGAGACAUAUUUGAAAGAGUAUGAAUAAAAAAAGGAACUGUUUUACUGUCCAGUCUCACACAAAUGAGGAUGAGGUUCCCUUAUGAGCCUGAUUUCUCACAAGGUUUCUUCCUCAUAUCAUCUCAGGGAGUUUUUCCUUGCCACCAUUGCCUCCGGCUUGCUCA